This is a messenger RNA of Rhopalosiphum padi (bird cherry-oat aphid), 793 nucleotides long. RefSeq names its product DNA-directed RNA polymerase III subunit RPC9 (gene Polr3I). The transcript is spliced from 5 exons. Gene Ontology annotation, cellular component: RNA polymerase III complex. The record is from RefSeq and is a predicted model, not a curated record. Lineage: Eukaryota; Metazoa; Arthropoda; Insecta; Hemiptera; Aphididae. The coding region runs from base 269 to 685 and encodes 138 amino acids. Gene Ontology annotation, molecular function: nucleotide binding. Gene Ontology annotation, biological process: transcription initiation at RNA polymerase III promoter.
GAAUAUCUAUUAUCUACUAUUAAAUUAAUUAUUAAUAAAUAAAUACAAUAUUAGUUUUUAGUUUUUUUUAGUGUUUUUACUAUUACCUCGUAUUUAAUACAAUAUCCUGACUAGUAUUUUGAAUUUAUGUUAUUCAGUGUCAUUACUGUCAUUGAGUUUUUGAAUUUAUAAUCGUAUAUCCGUAAGGACGCUGGUCUCUUAGUCCGUGUUAUUUAGUAAUAUAUUAUAGGGGCUAGUAUAUGUUAUAAUAUUUACAAGCAACAAAAAAAUGGAGGUAAAAAAUCCACAAGUAGCCGUACUCUGUAAUAACGAGGUUUUUGAAUUACUAAAAAAAUCUCAAGAAAAUACAAAACUCAUUGGAGGCAUGAACCAUUCAACAAUUUUAUAUGAGGUUAACAAGUAUUUAGAGCAAAGACCAUGUGCAGAACAAAAUGCAACUAAAAUAAGAGAAUUCCUGAUCGAAUUAAAAGAUAUGCCAAUUAAUCUGACAAAGAAAGAAAAACUGAUGUUAGUCAACGAUCCACCAGACUCUGUUUUACAAUUAUCCUUGGGUAUUAAAGAUUUCUAUGAUAGACUCAGCGAACCAGAAACUGAAAUGCUAUUAUAUGCUACAAAAAAAUUUUCUGGACAAUUUGAAAUUAUUACUAAACAAGAACGAGUAGAAGAAGAAGAAGAAGAACAUUAAUGAAUAGUGUUUUUUUUUAUGUAAAAUCAAGACUGAUAUAAAUAAUACAAUUUCAUACAAUUAUUUGUAUAUCGCAAAUUGAUUGUGUGAUAUAUUUUAAAAUCUUUA